This is a messenger RNA of Chinchilla lanigera (long-tailed chinchilla), 4103 nucleotides long. RefSeq names its product multiple C2 domains, transmembrane 2 (gene Mctp2). Gene Ontology annotation, cellular component: synaptic vesicle membrane. The transcript has 23 exons. The coding region runs from base 173 to 2818 and encodes 881 amino acids. Gene Ontology annotation, biological process: regulation of neurotransmitter secretion. NCBI's taxonomy places the organism in Eukaryota, Metazoa, Chordata, Mammalia, Rodentia, Chinchillidae. The record is from RefSeq and is a predicted model, not a curated record. Gene Ontology annotation, molecular function: calcium ion binding.
GGGGCAGCGAGGACAGCGACAGCCACCGCCGCGGCUGGUCCCGCGCAGGUGAGGGGCGAGCCCCGCCCGGCUCUGCAGCCCCGGGACGCGGCCUGGAACAGAAGUCUCUGCAGUUGUUUUUACAUAGAGCCACUCACUUUUGAGGAUUGAAUUAUUGGUUCUUCAUAAAGCCAUGGAUCUGGAUAAACCAUCUGUCUGGGGCUCAUUCAAACAGCGGACCAGGCCAUUGUUAAUCAACUUGAGCAAGAGGAAGGUGAAGAAGAACACAAACAAACUCCUAGACUUAAGGGCAAGGCAUCACCUGGACCGGCGCCUGAGCCUGUCAGUACCUGACCUUCUGGAGGCUGAAGCCCUGGUUCCAGAAGGCCACCCUUACACGGGACCCCAGUCCUCCUAUACCUCAGUGCCCAACAGCCUGUCCACGGCAGGGAUCAUUCCCAAGAGUAGCAGCAGCUCCUUGAAACAGUCGGAAGAAGAACUGGACUGGAGCCAGGAGGAAACAAGCCAUCUGCAUGCAGUGGAGACAGACUCAGAAGAAAUCUACACCUCUCCCACUGAGGAUAUGUGGGCCUCCAGCCCCGGCCUCUUUGAUCUGCAGAAACCUCUGCUUGGAGUGGAUGUGCCAGAAGAGCCAGAGAAACUACCGGGCAAUGGUGACUUGAAUGCUUCCAUGGCAUCUCAACAUUUUGAAGAACAAUCUGCUCUUGGGAAAAUUGGUGAUGGUUUGAGUCACCUCCCCGGCCCUUUCGCCUACCUUCUCACCAUCCACCUGAAGGAAGGCCGCAACCUGGUGGUGCGAGAUCGCUGUGGCACCAGUGAUCCCUAUGUGAAAUUUAAGCUGAAUGGGAAGACGCUGUACAAAAGUAAAGUCAUAUAUAAGAACUUGAACCCAGUCUGGGAUGAAAUAGUUGUGUUGCCAAUACAAAGUCUUGAUCAAAAGCUACGUGUGAAGGUGUAUGAUCGAGAUUUAACCACAUCUGAUUUCAUGGGUUCUGCAUUUGUCAUUCUCAGUGAUCUUGAGCUGAACAGAACAACUGAACACAUUUUAAAAUUGGAGGAUCCAAACAGUUUAGAAGAGGACAUGGGAGUGAUUGUGUUAAAUUUGAACCUGGUAGUAAAACUAGGUGAUUUCAAGAGGCAUCGUUGGUCAAAUCGGAAGCACUUAAGUGCUAGCAAGUCCUCUUUGAUACGCAACCUACGGCUCUCAGAGUCCUUGAAAAAGAAUCAGCUCUGGAAUGGGAUUAUAAGUAUAACUUUGUUGGAAGGGAAGAAUGUCUCAGGAGGAAAUAUGACCGAGAUGUUUGUUCAGUUAAAACUGGGAGAUCAGAGGUACAAAAGUAAGACACUGUGUAAGAGUGCAAAUCCGCAGUGGCAGGAACAGUUUGACUUUCACUACUUCUCUGACAGGAUGGGCAUUUUGGACAUUGAAGUAUGGGGAAAGGACGGCAAAAAGCACGAGGAGCGCCUGGGCACGUGUAAAGUGGAUAUUGCCGCACUCCCGUUGAAGCAAGACAACUGUCUUGAACUGCCGCUGGAGAGCUGCCUGGGGGCGCUGCUCCUGUUGAUCACCCUCACGCCCUGCGCGGGAGUCUCCGUCUCUGAUCUAUGCGUCUGCCCCUUAGCGGACCCAAGUGAAAGAAAGCAGAUUUCCCAGCGAUAUUGUCUACAGAACUCUUUGAAAGAUAUGAAGGAUGUUGGGAUUUUACAAGUAAAGGUAUUAAAGGCAGUAGAUCUCUUAGCAGCGGAUUUCUCAGGGAAGAGCGAUCCUUUUUGCUUGUUGGAGUUAGGCAAUGAUCGACUUCAGACACAUACCAUUUACAAAAACCUCAACCCCGAAUGGAACAAAGUUUUUACAUUUCCCAUUAAAGAUAUCCAUGACGUUUUGGAAGUGACAGUGUUUGAUGAAGAUGGAGAUAAACCCCCCGACUUCCUUGGAAAAGUUGCCAUUCCCUUGCUGUCUAUUAGAGAUGGAGAACCAAAUUGUUAUGUGUUAAAGAACAAAGAUUUAGAACAAGCCUUUAAAGGAGUUAUCUACUUAGAGAUGGAUCUCAUAUAUAAUCCGGUCAAGGCCAGUAUUAGGACCUUUACUCCUAGAGAAAAGCGCUUUGUUGAAGAUAACCGCAAGCUGUCCAAAAAGAUCUUAUCAAGAGAUGUAGACCGUGUGAAAAGACUCACUGUGGCAAUAUGGAAUACAGUUCAGUUCCUUAAAAGCUGCUUCCAGUGGGAGUCAACACUAAGAAGUGCAGUAGCAUUCGUGGUAUUUUUGGUCACUGUCUGGAAUUUUGAACUCUACAUGAUCCCCCUGGCACUGUUGCUACUGUUUUUCUACAAUUUCAUCAGGCCCAUGAAAGGGAAGGUCAGUAGCAUCCAGGACAGACAGGAGAGCACAGACAUCGAAGAGGAGGAUGAUGAGGAUGACAAGGAAUCUGAGAAAAAGGGGCUAAUUGAGAGAUUCUACAUGGUACAGGAUAUUGUGUCAACUGUUCAAAACAUCCUAGAGGAAGUAGCUUCUUUUGGAGAAAGAAUUAAAAACACGUUUAACUGGACAGUCCCUUUCCUUUCCUUGCUGGCCUGUUUGGUUCUGGCGGUGGCUACCAUCGUUCUGUACUUGAUUCCGUUGCGGUACAUCAUUUUAAUCUGGGGCAUAAAUAAAUUUACUAAGAAGCUCCGAAAUCCCUAUUCCAUCGACAAUAAUGAGCUACUAGACUUUCUCUCCAGGGUACCGUCAGAUGUUCAAAAGGUGCAGUACUCCGAAUUGAAACCCUGCAGCAGCCACAGCCCACUUCGGAAGAAGCGCACCACACUAGGUCCACACUGACUUUCAACCCAGCACCCUGUAUUGUGCGGUUGAUUAGACCAACAUCAUAACGGCUUCAGUGGUACCCAUGGUGUCCUGAAAUGCGUGCGGUAUGGAGCUCACUCUGUAUUCUCCCCACUUCUUCUUCUGGUGCACAGAUGCACGAACACCUGCACACACAGCUCUACACAGGAUUCCUAGUUGCACAGACUGUCAGCCCAGCAAAAAGAACCAACCCAAAACUGUGAAAAACUCCCAUCCAUUCGCCAAGAGGAAAUGAAGCAAGGCUUCCAUGGGAUGUGGCUGAAUAUCUUUCUAGAGAACCGCUAGGAGACCACGUGGCUUCGAGAUUGACUUUGUGCUUCUUUUCACACCUCCCACAGACUCUAAUUAAGAUGCAGUCAUUUCCAUUCUCCACCCACACACUCCUCUCAGAUUGUUGUUUCAGUAAGUUUCUUCUGAGUUAACAACUCUUUGGUGGCUGUGGUCUGUCCAGAUCAUAUGUAUUAGAGGAAGAUUUUAAUGGUUGUCAGAAUUAACCCAAAUCUUUAGAAGUUUUUCAGCUGUGGUCACAGAGGAUAUGUAUGUGAGUUUUUAGUGAUGUUUGGUGCUGACUGCAGCCUACAUCAUGGUCCAUUGCUGGCAAUGGAUGUCCCAAGGGAUCCCUCUUUGAAAGAGUAAGGGUUUCAUGAAAGUAUUCAGUUGCUUUAAAACACCAUUUCUUUUGACUUAUUGUUUGCUUAUUUCAAAAAUAAAAUAUCAGUAUAUAGCUUCAGAAGGCAGACAGGGAGGAGAAUGAAUUCAUUCAAAUAGUUAAAAUUAUGGUAAGCUAGAAAUUAAUAAUGGGGCUACUUGCCUAAGUAUCAUAAUCAUUUCAUUUGCCCAAAUGUUUUGAGCAGAAAGUUAAAAUAGUUUGGCCAUCCAAAUUUAUAUUUUAUCUUCAGGUCAAAACUUAGCUAUAUACAAUAAAAAAAAAAAACAACUGUUUUAGGACCAAAUUCUUAGAGAAAUACCACACACCUUUAUAGACUACAAUGCCACAGUAUUCUCCCAUCAAGUAAAAAUUUUUAUUUGUGCCUAUAUAAAAUGUUUGAAACUAUCUUUCUGUUCAAAUGAUAUUUAAGCUUUACAGACUGUAUUUCAUGGACACAUACUUCGUAUGUGCAGUUUUAUAUAUGUAUAUGUAUUGUAAAGACAAGGUAAAAAUACCUAAUUUAAUAGUUUACUAUGUUUUUUGUCUCUGGGUUGUAACUUAAUUAUCUUCAAACAAAAUGUUUAUGAAAAAUGCCAAAGAUUCUAAACCUUA